CACGUGCCGAGAGGUGAGAGGAGAAUUUGGUUCUGCUCUGUUUUUCCGCCCCUCCAGCUCUUGAUCACUCGACUUCAGUUCUACAACUACUCAACUUCAUUAUUAAAUCUUAAUUUCCAUAGUUUCAAAUCCUUUCUCCUACCAAAUUACUGCGAAAUCAAUGCGUCCACGCAGAUGGUCGAAUUUGAUUUUCAUUUUCAAUGCGCUUCUGCCAUUGCUAAUCCCUUCGAGUUCUUCUCCGAGUCCUGAAGAGCUGUCUCAAAUCCCUUUGAAUUUCCUUCAAUAUGCUAAAAAUCCCGAGGUUUUUAAUUGGAUGGUUGAUAUCAGACGGCAAAUACACGAGAACCCUGAACUGGGUUUCGAGGAAUUCGAGACCAGUAAGCUUAUCAGAGCGGAGCUCGAUCGUUUAGACAUUUCUUAUAAAUAUCCAGUUGCAAUUACCGGCGUAGUUGGUUUCAUAGGGACUGGAAACCCACCUUUUGUUGCAAUUCGGGCAGAUAUGGACGCUCUGGCCCUGCAGGAGGGCGUAGAAUGGGAACACAAAAGCAAAGUUCCUGGAAAGAUGCACGCAUGCGGGCAUGAUGCUCACGUUGCCAUGCUUCUUGGGGCUGCAAAGAUACUUCAAGAACACCGCCGCCUAAUACAGGGAACAGUAGUUCUUGUUUUUCAACCAGCUGAGGAAGGAGGUGGGGGAGCAAAGAAAAUGUUAGAGUCUGGAGUACUGGAUAAUGUUGAGGCCAUCUUUGGAUUGCAUUUAACUGGCAAGUGUCCUAUUGGUAGGGUGGCUUCCAAGCCCGGCCCUAUUCUGGCUGCAAGUGGUUUCUUUGAGGCAGUUAUUAGCGGUAAGGGAGGUCAUGCUGCUCUACCCCAGCACACAAUUGACCCAAUUUUAGCAGCUUCCAACAUAAUUAUCAGUUUGCAACAUCUCAUCUCGCGCGAAGCUGAUCCUUUGGAUUCACAGGUCGUCACAGUGGCAAAAUUUCAGGGCGGUGGGGCAUUCAAUGUCAUUCCAGAUUCUGUUACAAUUGGCGGUACUUUCAGGGCAUUUUCAGACGAAAGCUUCAUCCAACUUAAACAGAGAAUUGUAGAGGUUAUCACACGACAAGCCAACGUUCAGAGGUGCAAUGCCACUGUCCAGUUCAAUGAAGAGAAGCCUUUCUUUCCAGUUACACUAAAUGACCCAGAUCUUUACAAGCAUUUUCAUUCGGUCGCUGGAGACAUGCUCGGUACCAAGAACAUUCUUGAUAUGCAACCUAUAAUGGGAACAGAAGACUUUGCAUUUUAUGGAGAAGUUAUACCAGGAUUCUUCUUCUUUGUUGGGAUGAAGAAUGAAACUCUUGGGAUGUUCGAAUCAGGACAUUCACCUUAUUAUAUCGUAAACGAAGACGUGCUUCCUUACGGUGCAGCAUUGCAUGCUUCAAUUGCCACAAGGUACCUUCUGCCCAAAUCUACUUUAAUUAAAGGAAACUCUCAUGAUGAGCUUUAAAGAUCUGUAGCCUCAUAGGGUCAUCCAAGCAAUGGCUCUAUUUGAAGCCACUCUUUUAUGUGAUUAUCAUCUCAACUUGUUCUAUAUACUUCUGUACAAGUGUAUCAGCCACCCUCAUAAUCAUAUCUGGGAAUGUGUUAAAAGUUUCCCAGAUGUAAUUUUAGCAAUACGCCAUUUGAUAUGUUGACAGGUGUGACUGAAGCAUAUGUGAAAAUGUUGUAAUUUGACUAUUUGGCAUAAGACAUACCCCUUAUUUCA
Messenger RNA from Momordica charantia (bitter melon), 1744 nucleotides. RefSeq names its product IAA-amino acid hydrolase ILR1-like 4. Gene Ontology annotation, biological process: auxin metabolic process. The record is from RefSeq and is a predicted model, not a curated record. NCBI's taxonomy places the organism in Eukaryota, Viridiplantae, Streptophyta, Magnoliopsida, Cucurbitales, Cucurbitaceae. Gene Ontology annotation, cellular component: endoplasmic reticulum. Gene Ontology annotation, molecular function: IAA-Ala conjugate hydrolase activity.